Messenger RNA from Branchiostoma floridae (Florida lancelet), 834 nucleotides. RefSeq names its product inverted formin-2-like. The record is from RefSeq and is a predicted model, not a curated record. The coding region runs from base 1 to 834 and encodes 277 amino acids. NCBI's taxonomy places the organism in Eukaryota, Metazoa, Chordata, Leptocardii, Amphioxiformes, Branchiostomatidae. The transcript is spliced from 5 exons.
AUGAUCCGUCCUCAGCGCCACGCUCCUCCGCCACCGCCACCGCCCGUGCCGGCUCAGACGGCAGCUCCGCCGGAGCCGGACCAAGGCCAGCAAGCUGCUCAGACAGGGACCGGUGGCCUAGUGUUACCCCAGCCCCAGGCUCCACCGGUCCAGGAACAAGCGGCCGUUGUUCCUCCAGUUCCUGGCCAGCAGGCCCAGGCUCCGCCAGCCCCAGUUCCGCCGCCCCCGGGGCCACCAGUGCAAGCACAAGCUUCCGUUGUUCCUCCAGUUCCUGGCCAGCAGGCCCAGGCUCCGCCGGCCCCAGUUCCGCCGCCCCCGGGGCCACCAGUGCAAGCACAAGCGACCGUUGUUCCUCCAGUUCCUGGCCAGCAGGCCCAGGGUGGUCUCCAGGAGAUAGGCUCGGUGGUCAACCAGUUGCAGCAGCAACUAAAGGACAUGGCGGAGGCUAACCUGACACCACCUACACAUUCGGCCGGCUUCCAGGCAUACCCUUACCUCGUGUCACAAGACAGAGCAACAAAUACAGCACCUCACGCAGCAUUCGUCAAGAAGAGUGAAAGAGGAAUGUCAGAGGAGAUAAAGGCCUUUUGCGCCUGCAAGCGUGCCGCCCUGGACAGAGAUUAUGUCCUGAGGUCCAACAGCAAGGAGGUUCGGAAGGCGGCGGAGAUGGUAGGAGAGGGGCGGCACGUGCCCGGGCAGCUGCAGCUGCACCAGUUCUGUAUGAAAAUGAAAGGGGCCAGGGGGCCAAGGGGCAGGAGCGCCAACGUGAGGACACAAAAGGUCGACAAGGAGAUGACUAUUGACAACCGAUUCUAUUCUACUCGUAUUGAGUAA